Molecule: messenger RNA, 8479 nt
Organism: Stegodyphus dumicola
Lineage: Eukaryota; Metazoa; Arthropoda; Arachnida; Araneae; Eresidae
Product: potassium channel subfamily T member 2-like
Biological process (GO): potassium ion transmembrane transport
Cellular component (GO): plasma membrane
Molecular function (GO): intracellular sodium-activated potassium channel activity; outward rectifier potassium channel activity
Source: RefSeq, a predicted model, not a curated record
CUGCACCGCGCCAUGCAGAGAUCACAGUCCGCCCUCUCCCAAAGACUAAUGGUCCUUUCAGCAACACUUCUGUGCCUCAUAUUCACAAGUGUCUGUGGUUUCCAACACUUCCAGCGUUCUGGCAACCACGAGGUCAAUCUUUUCAAAAGCCUUUACUUCGUCGUGGUCACCUUCUCAACAGUGGGCUACGGUGAUUACCGACCGGACGUCUGGCCUUCCCAACUUUUCAUGGUUGUUAUGAUCUGCGUCGCACUGAUAGUCCUCCCCACGCAGUUCGAACAACUAGCUUAUACAUGGAUGGAGCGUCAAAAACUUGGAGGGACGUACAGCAUGCACAGAGCUCAGAGUGAAAAGCAUGUAGUAGUGUGUAACACGACACUUCGUGCUGACACUAUUAUGGACUUCCUCAAUGAGUUCUACGCACAUCCAUUGUUGCAAGACUUCUACGUCGUGCUCUUAUCUCCUUGCGAGCUCGAUGCAACUAUGAAGAUGAUUCUACAAGUACCCAUGUGGGCACAGAGAGUAAUUUACAUUCAAGGUUCUGCUUUGAAAGAUACAGAUCUCACCAGAGCAAGAAUGAACGCCGCAGAAGCCUGCUUCAUACUAGCAGCAAGAAACUACGUGGAUCGAAGCGCCGCCGAUGAGCACACUAUCCUCAGAUCGUGGGCAGUUCGAGAUUUCGCGCCCAACGUUCCUCAGUACGUGCAGAUCUUCCGUCCUGAAAAUAAAGUGCACGUUGCAUUUGCUGAGCACGUUGUAUGUGAAGAUGAAUUCAAAUAUGCCCUUCUUGCCAAUAAUUGCUUAUGUCCAGGAACAUCAACCUUGGUCACACUUCUGCUGCACACAUCUAGAGGACAAGAAGGUCAAGCAUCUCAGGAGCAAUGGCACAAGGAUUACGGCAAAUGUUCCGGAAAUGAAAUCUAUCAUAUCAGGCUUGGAGACAGCAGGUUUUUUGGAGAAUACGCAGGAAAAAGCUUCACUUAUGCGUCAUUCCAUUCGCACAGAAAGUAUGGUGUAGCUUUGGUUGGAGUGCAAACAGAUGUACCGGGUACUUGGCCUAUCAUGUUAAAUCCUGGUCCCUCAUAUCUCAUGCAGUCAUCGGACAUCUGCUUCUACAUGAACAUCACCAAAGAAGAAAACAGUGCAUUUUUACCAGCCCCUGGCAAUGAGGAUAAUUCAAAAUCGAAGAGCCCAAAUGUAUCAAAUUUGCACCUUAAUUUGGGAGAAUCAGAUUAUAAAUCACUUGAAAUGACCCCAAUUCGUUCCAAGUUCAAAAUAGGACUAAUGAAAAAGUUCGGAAAACACCUUGAUCUUCCAAAGAUGGACGGAGCUCCGGGUUCGGAAAACUUCAGCGCCGCGUUGGCGAGAGGAAGAAGGCCCAGUAUUGCUCCAGUGCCGGCCAUGUUCGGUCAAGGUUCGGAUUCUGAAUCUGAAGAAGAGGAGGAGGAAGAUAAUAACAAAGAUCAAACGAAGGAGGAAGAAGAUCAAUAUUUAGAUAACCCGUGGGUCACUCCUGCAGAAAACUGCGAAAUUGUGAAAGGUUUUCCACCUGUCUCGCCCUAUGUUGGGGUUAGUCCAACUCUCUGCUAUUUGUUAAAAGAAAAGAAAUCGUUAUGUUGCUUACAACUAGCUCAAGUUUGCAUUCACUGCUCCUUCCGAAAUGCCAAAGAAUACAACUGGCCGAGCCGGUGUAUUAUCCUGGCUGCCGAUUUUGCUUCCAAUGGAAUAUACAACUUCAUUGUUCCGUUACGAGCACACUUCCAUUUGCCACAAACGCUCCGACCCAUUAUUCUUCUGCUAGAAAGAAAACCACACGAAGCCUUUCUAGACGCAAUAUCUUGGUUUCCUUUAGUCUACUGGAUGCAAGGAUCCAUUGACAACCUGGACGAUCUCCUCCGAUCAGGCAUUAACUUGGCUGACAGCGUGGUGGUCGUCAACAAGGAAUCUACAAACUCGGCCGAAGAAGAUUUCUUAGCGGAUUGCAAUACCAUCGUUGCCGUUCAAACUAUGUUUAAGAUGUUUCCAAGUGUCAGAAUAAUUACAGAACUCAGCCAGUCCAGUAAUAUGAGAUUCAUGCAGUUUAGAGCAAAUGACACGUAUGCCUUACAUCUCUCAAAAAUGGAGAAGAGUGAACGUGAAAGAGGCUCUCACAUUUCAUACAUGUUUCGGCUGCCCUUCGCAGCGGGAAGUGUUUUCAGUGCCAGCAUGUUGGACACACUAUUAUAUCAAGCUUUCGUGAAGGAUUACAUGAUAACGUUCGUCAGGUUGUUGCUGGGAAUUGAUCAAGCUCCAGGCUCCGGUUUCCUGUCUUCGAUGAGAAUAACGAAGGAAGACGAAUGGAUCCGGACCUAUGGACGACUAUACCAGAAACUAUGCUCAUCAUCUUGUGAAAUACCAAUAGGCAUAUACAGAACUCAGAUAUCUGGUCCCUGCGAAGCAUCAACGGUGUCCUUAGUUCUAGCCGAUAGCGAAAGAAACCGAAUUACUUCCGAUAUCGAAAGACAAGAAAUUAGUAACUUGGUUAAAAACCGAAUGAUGGAUUUGAGGUUACCGACAGAAGAUUACGAUGACGUGUCAGAAAAGAGAAACGGACUUUCCUAUGUGAUGAUAAACCCUAGCUGUGACAUGAAACUAGAGGUCGGAGAUGUGAUAUUUCUUAUUCGGCCAAGUCCGAUAUCCAGCGUCAAAAUCUUCAUGAAACGUGGAUCCGUCAGGUGUAAGUCAGCAUCAAAGCCAAAGAAAGAGAAAAAGAAAGCAACCACAUCUUCCGAAGAGUCUUUACCCGCAGAAUCUUUGGUAGUUGAACAACCACAGCAUGAGAAUGGAACAAUUCUUAUACCUAACAAAGGCUCUAUAGACGUUGAGAUCACACCGGCGAAUGAAAAUGUUAGAGGUACGAUAGUGUGACCUGGUAGUCCUGUAGAAUAUUCUACGCCUAUUUUUCAAGAAAGAGAGUUAUAUCAUUUCUCUCUUUUCUUUUCUAAUGUGAGAACAGAACUUUUCAGAAUAAUGUAUUUUGCAAAAUCGAACACAAAAAAAUGGUCUCAGGUGGGGAAAACUUUUCACCACCUGAGACAGGAGGAGAAAAAUUUUCACCACCUGAGAUCAUGGAACCAAAUAAUAUCAAAGUUCUUGAUUCAUUUUCAUUUGUAUGUAUAAAUGUCAGGGGAUAUAGUACUGAUAAAAGUCAUUAACUGAUUCAGAAAUUAGGUUACGCUUUGAAUAUGUAAUUAAAAGCUUAAUUUUUUACGUUAAGCCAGUUUUCAUAGUAGAAGCCUUUAAUGUGAUCACAUUUGCCCAAGGCUAUUUUGAUGUCAUUAAACGAUGAGAAAAAAUAUCCUUCAAAAUAGCGAUGGAAUUUAACUAAUUUAAUACAAAAAUUUCAAGAACCAUACAAAUAGAUAUUUUUGCAGCAUUUUGGUUAAGAUAGUGCAAAAGUUUAUGAACUAUUCACAAUGUCUUUAAUGCAAAAGUCCAUUUAUGAACAUUUCAUAACAUUUCCGGAAAUUUUUGAUCGAUGACCCCUAACAUAAAUACUCGGAAAGCAUCCCUCAUUGCCCGCAGAUAACAGAACUUGCCAAUGUAAAAUUUUAAAUUAAUCAAAAAAAUAACCUUAGUUUGGAAUAAGUGUUUUUAGAGAAUGUCCCCCCCACACACACACAGGAGAAAAAAUUCUGCAGAAACUGUUUUGCUUCAAAAUCGAUUGAUCCGAUCUGCUGAUUGCCCUCAAAAUCGAUAGAGUUAUUGAAAAUCUACGUCAAAGCUAUAACCCCCCCUCCUUUUAAUUUCCUUAAUUUUAAAUGAUUGGCUAAAACUGAAUUCAAGCUAUUUGGCGACUAAACACUUUACAUGGCAACAAUUUUCUGUCAAGUAACAAUUUUUAUAAUCUAAUAUAUUUUGAGCUCAUUUGGUGAGUUUACUUCAGGUUAAAAAAUCUAUUCUGUAAUAUUCUGAUCAUAUUAACCAAAUUAUUAAUCACAAUAAAUGAUGCAUUUUCCACAUUUUAGUAUACAAAUUUUAGUUAAAUUUUAGUUUUUCCGUAUUUUAGUUACUACUGUUCUACAGAUAUUUAGUUAUAUAAAAGUACGGUUUCUUUUUUAAAACAAAUGUGAUGAAACCACUAGCAAAAAAAGCAGUCUUUACUAAAACUCAUUAAUAUCAUCGCCAUUAGUGCUUAACUUCGGACUACUAGAUAUCCCUGGAUUAGCCCGGACAAUCCUGGAUUCUUAAUUAUGUUUAGGACCAGGUUGUAGACAGAAUAAAGUCCCUGAUUUCUAAAUGACUGUCAUUAAAUAUAAAUAAAAAGAAAUUAUUUAUAGAAGAAUGGAGAGAACAGAACAUAAUUUCAGUUGGUAUGGUUUGGUUUGUUAAUUAUAGCAAAGCAUUCGAGGGCUAUCUGCCUAAAGGGAGGGACGCAUUCGUGGAUGUCUUUAUCAGAAAGAGUGGCUCAUAUACACGGAAAACCACGAAAAUGCCCAUGCAGCCAGCCCGUUCGUUGGGAUUCGAACCCCGCAACAAACUGUCAGUGUUGAGCGACGUUACCGCUCGGCUGCUGAUGGGCCCGUAAUUUUAGAAGGGUUUUUACUUCGAUGCAGGUAUUUUAAAUUUUUUAGAUUUUAGCAAGUAGUUUCAUCAACUACAUCUUUAUGAAAUCUACUGAAAAAUACAGUUUAAUUUUCAAUAUUCUGAGUUUUCACUAAUCUAGUUUUUUCUUUUAUUUCUUUAUAACAACAUUGCUUGUUUCAUUAAUUUAAAAAUUUUCAGAUUUUAAAAUUUUCAUAAAGUGUAGCGAAUAAUUUUUCUGAAAACAUGAGAAUCCUUUCUUACCUCUGCUAAGGACUAACGGCUGAAUGAUUAAUAAGUUUUUUGUUAACAGAUCGACAAGACUUUACUCUAAUAAACAUCUUAUCCAUCUCUUUUCAUUGUGUGAUACAUUAAGACCAAUUAUGGUGAGAGCUACAUGUGAUUUGCAGUUCCAAAACUUUUAUUAAUUUUAUUCUGCGUGUUUUUACUGUCAGCAUUUACACUACUGAUAGAAAUUAUUAUCUUAAUUUCAGAAAUAUGACUUUGUCUUCAAGUUUGCAUUUCAUAAACCAAAUGUCCAAUAAACAAAACCUUUUAAGAUAUAAAGACAUACCCAACUAGUUUGUUUCAAUCGUCUUCUUAGAACUGCGAUUUUAGCACUUAAAGAAUUUGAUUUUCAGUCUCAACUAAAUAUAAAAUAGAGAUUUAACUCUAUCUGAUAAACACAAUAAGAUAAACCGCAAUUUUUCUUUUCAGUCGGAAAUGUUUAGUGUAAAUUAAACAUGAGUAUUUUUUGUCCACAGAAGUAUUUUUUCUAAAAUUAUCUUACAAACUAUUAUAAUAAUAUCUGACCCACGAGUUAAACUCGAACUUUUUAAAUGGUCCUUCAGAUGAGAAGGCUGGGCAACUGUAUUAGAAUUUAAAUUCUCCUCAUAAAGUAUGCAAAAUAAAUUCAAGCGCAUUUCUGACAACCACAACAUGGGCACACUUUCAUUUUAAAAAAAGUACACAGACGAUAUGUAACAGCACCUUCCAAGAUACUUUUGUAACUUUCCAUGCAUGUGGGAAAAAGAGAAAAUUUUUUAUCAUAACUUUAGGCCUUUAAACCAUCUCCACCAUCAGAUCAUUAACCCCCCCCCCAAUUUAAUAUGACAGAUUUUCAACUUUUUUUAUUAUCAAUUUUUAAAUAUUAUAUAGUAUAAUACAUUAAAAUUUGAUACAUGUAUAAUUUAUAUGAAUAUUUUAGUGUGUACGAAAAAUGUGUGCUCAUUCUUCAUCCAAAAUAUUUUGAAUGAAAAAUGUUUACAAAUUAAUGUGCUGUUCAUGCAAAAUAUUUUAUAUAAGAAAACUCCUGUAAGAAUCUUCUGCAGAUAACAAAAGUUAAUUCUUUGCCAGAUAGAUGAUAAAUUACAUAAAUACUGAAUAAGUAUACUUAUAUUUAAUAGUUUUAAAAGUAUUUGAUUCUUUUUCUUGGGGGGGAGGGGUAUUCAAGCAGUUUCACUCUCAAAUAAAAACAAAUAUUAUUUAUUUUUCAAACUUUAAACAAUUUGAAAGAAAGCUUUUUUUGUGUAACUUUCUCAACACAACCUCAGUUUUACAACCCUUUGUUCAACAAUCAAAUUUAAUGUCCUAAAACUCAAGGGGGACGAAUUGCAGCCAGCAUUUUGUAAGGUGAGAAAUUAGACCUUUUACUGACAUAUUACUUGUCAUAUACUUUUUUCUCCAAAAUUCCUAACAAAGAGAAAAUCAUCAAAUACACAUCACAUGUGUAACUUUAACUCAAAUUCUAACUUUUAAAUUUAGAUUUAAAAAAAAAAUGUGAUUAAGAAAAAUGUCUGUUAAGCAUUUGUGUAGAGAUAUAUAAAACUAAAAAAUAUACCAAACACAUAAUUUAAUACAAAUAUUUUUGCAGACUAUUAUUCCUUUUAUCAGUACUAUGUUUCUCUUUAUAUUAUAAAGAAUUGGAAUACUGGUAACUGGUAUGGCAUUAACUAUUAAAAUUUUAAAGAAUAAAUUUCAUAUUAGUAAUGUAUAUAUGCACCAAAUAUUACAUUUUAUAAAUAGAUAUCAAGUGAUUGGUUUCACUAAUACACAUAAAAGUAAGUCACAUUUUGACGCAUUUAAAAUGUAAAUAUUAUUUAAAGAUCAGUUGCUAUAUUCUUUAACUUCUUAUGCUAAAUUGAAAUACAUUUCACAAACACAUUCUAAUAUUAAACUUUUUUUAUUCAUAAAUUGUUGCUAAAAUUUACUGUAGGUUAAAUAUAAACAGCACAGAAAAUAAACAAGUUCAGACUCUUUUAUAAUAUCAUAAGAAUUAAUCACAGUACUUAAAACUGUUUUUCACUCUCAUAAAGGCACACUUUGUUUAGGUACAUAUUCAAUAAUGUAAAACACAUAAAAAAUAAACAUAUGUUGUUCAGAUUUUUACAAAAACUGCAUUAUUAGAAUCCAGUGUACAAAGCUAUCCAGGUGCAGAUUAUGCAGUUUGCAAGUUAUCUGCAUGUGGCAGUGUUCACUCACGCACACUCAAUGCUAUGCACAAGAGUGUAUAAAAAUUAGAGAUUCAUACAUAAUAUACAAUUAUAUACAGAAUAUAUUUAUAUAGAAGUAUAGAAACUAGAGAUUUAUUUAAUUGUGAUGAGGUCAAGUUUGAAAAUGUCAAACAGAAAACAUCAAGAAAUUUGACUCAAGGUUCAAUGGCAAUUUGACUCAGCCAGGCUUUCAAUGCCUGAAAGAUGUAGAUAUCGUGGAUAUCAUUUAAAAUAUCACUCGAAGAGAAAAGAUAAAGAGUGAUACUAAAACUGCAAGUGAAGAAGAUCUGACAACUGCAUUAAUCCCAAGGCAACAAUAACUUCUGAAACUCUGUUGGCCUUCUUUGACCAGAGGGGAUUUGAAUAUAGUGAUAAAAUAGCACGUCAAAAAAUAUUCAGUGAAAGUCCACAAAUAUUUAAAUGUUCUUAAAAACAAAAUUAAAUUAAUGCUUUUUUGAAGAAAUAAACACAUACUAUAUGCAUGAAAAGUGAUAAUUUGGAUUAUCUGUGUUUUUUAAUUAUGCAUGACCUACUUUCCUGGCAUUAGCCCAGAUAAUCCAAAGUACACUGUAUUAGAAAAACAUUUUUAAAACCUUUUAUUUUUUUAAACUACUUUUAUUUUUUCAGGAAUAAAAUAUAAAAUAGUCAUUGAAUUCUCUAAAUUAUACAAAUAGAAAGAAAUUUCAAAAAUUUAUGAAUGUCUAAUUUAAAUAAAUUUUCAAUUGAAAAUUAGGCAAAAACGACAUUUGCCUAAUUAAAAUUAGGCGACAUUUGUUUCACUAAAAACUAUCGAUUUUGAAAGAGAUAAAACGCAUGUCACUUUUCAUUUAGAAAGAGAAAGAAAAAAUCUUUGAUCCUCUCCCCUCCUUCUGAAGAAAAAGGACCUAUGUCUGAUUAUCCUCAAAACUGAUUUAACUUUAUUCAAAAUCUAUGCCAAAUUAAGAUCGUCUUUUAGUCUAACUCUUAAAUUUUAGAUUGGCACAUUUCUCUUUCAAUACAACUUUCAAUUUUUAAAUGAUUAAAAUACAGUUUUAAUUUAUUGUUCCUCUAAACUACUUAAUUAUCAUUGUUAUUUAUCUGUUACUACUGUCAUUCAUUAUCUAAUUAUUUUAAAUCCUAAGCCAUUCAAAAUUACUUUUGGGAAAUAAUUAUGUUUGUGAAAAAUAAGGUUGAAUCUGGUAUCACAGUUACUGCAUUUUCACUCUUCUAGAGUCAACAUAAACCACUGGAAAUUCAAUUUAUGACUUGUAGGGAUUGUGAUAAAAUGUAAUAUUGUAUGAAAAGUUACAUCAAUGAAAUUAUUCAAGAUAUGAACUAGAAUAGGAAAUUAAUUGCAGCCUAGCUAUGUUAACAGCAAACUUGAUUAUCAGCAUUUCAUAAUGUCAGAUGUAAAAUUAACUCUAACUGCACAAUUUUAAAUAAAU